AUGGGAUCGAACGCAGCUGCAAACGACGAUGACUGGGAGAAGGCUGAGGGCGUCCCAAGCCUAAGCGACCCAUUCAUUCAAAAGUACCUCCAGGGAAGGGAUUCAUUGGUCGAGCAAGAGAAGAAGCAGCGAAGUGACCACCUCUUCCGCCAAAAUCUUUCGCCUAUGGCCCAGGAAGCAUGUGCCAUAGUUUCUCAGAUAAGAUUCGAGGAACAGCAGACCCUAUGGACAAAAGAGUACGAGGACAGCUUGUUAACCAAACAUGUUGAUGUGUUUCCUGGGAUGAUGUUCUCGCUAGCCAAGGAACGCAUGGAGAAGAGCAAAUUGUGGCAGAUUGUGAGGAAGAUGCCCAAGGGAGCACUGUUGCAUUGUCAUUUGGAGGCUAUGGUUGAUCUGGAUUGGGCACUCGAGGAGGCCUUUAAGACUGAAGGUGUCUGUAUCAGAGCCGAUGGGCCACUCACAACAGAGGAUGCACAACGCAAAACGCGCUUCUCCUUCACUUACUCUUCAUCAACGAAAUCCGACCUGUCGACCUGGAACGAGCAGUACACGCCCAAUGACCCAGUCCCUAUCGUAACCGCUGCAGACAGUUUUCCCUCCGGCGGCCGGAAAGGUUUCGUCGAAUGGAUACGAUCACGCGUCACCAUCACUCCUUCCGAGCACCUCUCUCACCACGAAGGCCCCAAUGAAGUAUGGCGCAAAUUCAUGUCCUGCUUCCCCAUCCUCGGAUCUCUCAUCUACUAUGAGCCCAUAUAUAGAAAGUUCAUCCGUAGAAUGUGCAAGCAGCUCCUCAACGACGGCGUGUAUUACGUCGACAUGCGGUCCGCGUUCUACACACCCUACCGCAGUACAGGGCAAUCAGACUGGGACGAGGAUUUCUUCAACCUACUCGAGCAUACAGAAGACGAGAUCGAGGAUUUCAAAGCUAGUGAGGAAGGAAAAGGGUUCUGGGGCGCACGCUUCAUUUGGACCACGAUUCGGCAGUUCGACAAGAAACAAGUCAUUGCAAGCAUGAAGCAAUGCAUAUCUUUGAAACUCGACUUCCCCACCCUAAUCGGCGGCUACGACCUCGUCGGGCAAGAAGACCUGGGCCGCCCACUCGCCGACCUCGCCCCCGAACUCUUCUGGUUCCGCAAGUCAUGCGCAGAAAACGGCGUAGAAAUCCCCUUCUUCUUCCACGCAGGCGAGACGCUCGGCGACGGCGAUACAGUAGACGAGAACCUCUUCGACGCCAUCCUACUAGGCACGCGCCGCAUCGGCCACGGCUUCAGCCUGUACAAGCACCCACUGCUGAUCGACAUGGUCAAGGAGAAGAAGAUCCUCGUCGAGAGCUGUCCCGUGAGCAACGAGGUGCUGCGCCUGUGCGGCAGCGUCAUGGCGCAUCCGUUGCCUGCGCUACUGGCGCGCGGCGUGCCUUGCUCGCUGUGUAAUGACGAUCCGACGAUUCUGGGCCAGGGUGUCGAGGGCAUGUCGCAUGACUUCUGGCAGGCGCUGCAGGGGUGGGAGAACCUUGGUCUCGAAGGUUUGGGCAGUUUGGCCGAGAACAGCGUGCGUUGGGCGAGCUUCGAGGAUGCGAGCCAGAAGGUUUGGGUACAGGACGUUAAGGAUGGGCUGCUGGGAAAGGGCGUCAGGGCACAGAAGCUGAAGGAGUGGACGAUGCGGUGGGAGAAGUUCUGCGCGUGGAUUGUGGAGGAGUUUGGCGUGGAUGAGAACCUCGAGCCUGAGGAGUGA
This is a messenger RNA of Dothidotthia symphoricarpi CBS 119687, 1731 nucleotides long. Its product is annotated as Metallo-dependent hydrolase. The record is from RefSeq and is a predicted model, not a curated record. Lineage: Eukaryota; Fungi; Ascomycota; Dothideomycetes; Pleosporales; Dothidotthiaceae. Gene Ontology annotation, biological process: inosine biosynthetic process; adenosine catabolic process. Bases 1 to 1731 code for a protein of 576 amino acids. The transcript has 3 exons. Gene Ontology annotation, molecular function: adenosine deaminase activity.